GUCACUUCAACCGCAUUUUUGCAGUAUACUGGAGACACGAAAAUAAAAAUGACUAAAGAACUCAUCCUCAAACUUCAUCUUCUCUUAGGAGUUUUGAGUGCUCCUGUCUGUAGUGAAGAGUGGACAGCCUCAGUGCAGAAAAACUUGGAGGCGUUGGUCAGCUCUUGUGUGGUAGUGCCAUGUUCCUUCAGCCACCCAAAGGAACGCCUGCCCACCUCCAGAAUGAGGGCCCAAUGGCAUCGCUCCAAAAACAGUCAGGAGCUCAUCUAUUAUGAGGACAACACCAUGGUUUUAGAGAGCUUUAGGGGCCGCACCCGCCUCCUAGGAGAGCUGGGUAAAGGCAACUGCACACUAGAAAUCACAGAAAUCAAAAACCACGACAACGGGCCCUUCUGUUUCCGCAUCGAACUGGCCCGAACGGAAAAGGACACCAAGACUGCAGACAAGUUCUCCUUUGUGGAUGACUGUGUGACUCUGAGCAUGCUCUCCAGCCCGAUGACCCCAUUACUGACAUUCAAAGACCCCGUUGAGGGCCGUCCCUUCAGCAUCAGCUGCUUUGUUACUCACACCUGUCCCACCUUCAAACCCAAGCUCAAAUGGAGCAGCCCAGAGGGCGAGAUCACCGAGAGUCACAGGGAAGUACACAGAGGAGUUUGGGAAGUCAGUUCUGUCCUGACCUUCGUCCCUGCAGAAAAAGAUGACCACAAGAAGGUCACCUGUACAGCUCACUUCAAAGGAGGGGAGACGUCUACCAAGGAAAUGACUCUCUAUGUCAAACGUGUGGAAAACUACAACCACAUCAUCAUUCCUGUCAGUGUGGCUGUUGGAUUAGCAGUCAUUUUUGGAGGAGUGUGUUUCCUAACAGUGAAAAAAUACAAGAGACGCAUUGAAGAGCUACAAAACCAAGAGGGCAAUAUGUUUAACAGGCUGUCCAGGCUGUCUCGGAGGAUCCGAAGUCCAAGAGAAAUCCAUUCUGGACAUAGGCCCCAAAACAAUGACACUAAUUUUUCAAAGCCUCGUUUUCCAUCUCCAAAAAGUAAGCCUAAAGGAUGCUCCUUCAAUGAGGAUGAUGGUGAUGAUUACAUGAAUACGGCUGAUCUGAACGUCUAUGGGAACCUCUGAAGAGAUUUUCAAGCAUGUUUUGUACAUUUUCAAAAAAGUUGAGAAAGAAAAUAGGCAAUAACUUCAUGUUGAUGUUGAAAAUCUGCAUUUUUGCAACAGUAACACCACUGGUUUGUCCAUUGCUUUGUCCAUAUCUCAUAGAUCAACAUUAAGAUAACAAGUCUUUCAUAAACCAAACACAAAAAACUUUUCAGGAAACAUAGCUUCAGUUUCUUUUUUUUUUUAGGGUUAGGCUUUUAUUUUGGCAAAAUAGUGACUAAUCUGUUAGCUUUGAAGUAUAUUUAGUCAACU
Molecule: messenger RNA, 1413 nt
Organism: Boleophthalmus pectinirostris (great blue-spotted mudskipper)
Lineage: Eukaryota; Metazoa; Chordata; Actinopteri; Gobiiformes; Gobiidae
Product: myelin-associated glycoprotein-like
Exons: 11
Coding region: 49-1122 (357 amino acids)
Source: RefSeq, a predicted model, not a curated record